UUGUGUUAUUUUCGUGGCAGUGACUUUGCGAAUUUUGUUGAGGCAUAUCUUCUCAGAACAUUCACAUAACCCGAAUUUCCAGGUAGAGUGCGGUGUUUCUGGAUGCAAACAAAUAUAUCGUAAAUACAAUUCUUUGUAUCGUCACACGAUGAAACACCACAUAGACAUGAUGGAUGCAGGUCCUGAUGUAAACAACGAAAUGAAUGACGCACAGACGGAUCGUAUCAUUAACAACAACAACUCGAUUGAAGACAUGAAUGAUAUAGAGAUGGCUAAUGAUGAUGGUUAUCGUGAGCAUGAAGAAGAUGAUUUUGAUGUGAAUGAUGUUGAAAGAGCUCAUAGUUUUGAUAAACGCAAAGCUGUGUCUUUCAUAAUCAAUCUGAAAGAAAUGCAUCGGAUACGUGAGACAGCUGCAGAAGAUGUUGCAAGUAGAGUAAACAAUAUUGUUGAUAGUUACAUCAACAUAUUGAAAAGAAGAUUAUACAAUUAUAUGCAAGGGCUAGACAAUGAAAUUCCAGAGCACACCUUUAAUGAUUUAUUUCACAUAGAAUUACCUUUCAAUGGUGUGGUGACAGCUCACGAACGAAAAAAAUAUAUCAAGGAAAACUUCCUAUAUGUUGAACCAGAGAAAGUGCAUGUUGGCCAAAGGCUUCGAGUACUUCGGCAGAGAGGACAUGCUAACUUGGAUGUUGUGAGAGACACAUUCAUAUAUAUCCCACUUACUGAAAGCAUUGAACAACUUCUGCAAAAUAAAGAUAUACUUGAACUUGUUAUUAACCAGCCCACAGAAAGAAAUGACAGGAGAUACUUUAGCUGCCCAUGA
Messenger RNA from Saccostrea cuccullata (small rock oyster), 823 nucleotides. RefSeq lists its product as uncharacterized. The record is from RefSeq and is a predicted model, not a curated record. NCBI's taxonomy places the organism in Eukaryota, Metazoa, Mollusca, Bivalvia, Ostreida, Ostreidae. The coding region runs from base 149 to 823 and encodes 224 amino acids. The transcript has 5 exons.